AUGGCCGCCGCCGGAGGCCACGAGUCCGCCGCGGGCCCGGCGCUGAACCGGAGCGCCAGCAUCGACCGCAUCCCGGCGGAGGCGCGCCGCAUCCUGCACCGCCUCGCCGGCGAGCUCUGGGGCGCCGACGUCGACCCCGCCGCGCUCGCCGUGUCCCAGCUCAAGGGCGCCCUCACCAACGAGGUCUUCCGGGUCACCUGGCCCGGCGGCGAGGGCGACCCGCGCAAGGUGCUCGUGCGCAUCUACGGCCAGGGCGUCGACGUCUUCUUCGACCGCGCCGACGAGGUGCGCACCUUCGAGUGCAUGUCGCGACACGGCCAGGGGCCCCGCCUCCUCGGCCGCUUCCCCCAGGGCCGCGUCGAGGAGUUCAUCAACGCCAGGACGCUGUCGGCCCCGGAUCUGCGCGACCAGGAGAUCUCCGCGCUGAUUGCCAGGAAGCUGCGGGAGUUCCACGAGCUCGACAUGCCUGGACCCAAGGACGUCUCGCUCUGGCAGAGGCUCAGGCGGUGGCUUGAGGAAGCUCGUAGCAGGUGCUCGGCUGAGGAGUGUAAGGAAUUCCGGUUGGACUCGCUUGGCGGUGAGAUCGCAGAGCUGGAGAAAGCACUGUCGGCGGCCGAUCAGGGAGUAGUGUUUUGCCAUAAUGAUCUGCAGUAUGGGAACAUUAUGAUAUAUGAAGAGACCAGACAAGUGACCUUAAUUGACUAUGAGUACGCCAGUUUUAACCCUGUCGCCUUCGACAUCGCUAAUCACUUCUGUGAGAUGGCUGCUGAUUAUCAUACUGCUACCCCGCAUGUGAUGGACUUCACAAAAUAUCCUGACACGGAUGAACAGCGGAGAUUUAUUCAGACUUACCUUAGUUCUCCAGGUGAAAACCCAUCUGAUACAGAAGUCGAAACAUUACUUGACUCAGUUGCAAAAUACACUCUUGCAAGCCAACUCUUUUGGGGCCUCUGGGGAAUUAUCUCGGGGCACGUGAACAAAAACAUCGACUUCGAGUACAAGGAGUAUGCGAGGCAACGGUUCAACCAGUACUGGCAGACAAAGCCUAGAAUAUUACUGAAAGCCUGCAAUCCGACUUGUUGAUCAUGCACUAGAAUUUCUUUCUUUCUUCUAGUUUUAUGGUCUCUUGAGUAAGCUCCGUCGAGUCCUCUGAAUGUUGUUUCUCAGCCAAUUUUGACUGCAAAUCGUUCAUGUCAAUAGAGUGUGUUCUGUAA
Lolium rigidum is the source of this 1214-nucleotide messenger RNA. Its product is annotated as probable choline kinase 2. The transcript has 7 exons. Gene Ontology annotation, molecular function: choline kinase activity; ethanolamine kinase activity. Lineage: Eukaryota; Viridiplantae; Streptophyta; Magnoliopsida; Poales; Poaceae. Gene Ontology annotation, cellular component: cytoplasm. Gene Ontology annotation, biological process: phosphatidylcholine biosynthetic process; phosphatidylethanolamine biosynthetic process. The record is from RefSeq and is a predicted model, not a curated record. The coding region runs from base 1 to 1083 and encodes 360 amino acids.